AUGAUUGUGGUAUCGUUGUCUUUCUGCAUCGACUGGAAGUACCUUGUCAGGUUGUUGGUUUCCGACGUAUCGGGCCAUGUGGCCCCUGGAAAGCUUAUUGCUUUGAUGGGAGAGUCGGGCAUGGGGAAGACGACUCUGCUCAAUUCCUCACAAUACUCACACAACCAGCCCCAUCAUCCACAGGCCGUCACACCAAUGGCAUCAAGUGCGGAAAUUGCAGCCCUGCUAUUCUCGCUCUUGUUCUUUUCAUCAUUAUCUAGUGAAUAUCUUUAUGCAGAAUAUCCGAUCUGUCUGCCACAUCGUCACUUUGCUCAGUAA
Messenger RNA from Laccaria bicolor S238N-H82, 318 nucleotides. RefSeq lists its product as uncharacterized. Gene Ontology annotation, molecular function: ATP binding; ATP hydrolysis activity. Bases 1 to 318 code for a protein of 105 amino acids. The transcript has a single exon. The record is from RefSeq and is a predicted model, not a curated record. Lineage: Eukaryota; Fungi; Basidiomycota; Agaricomycetes; Agaricales; Hydnangiaceae.